AUGGCGUCCUCGUUCCAGGAUGCGUGGCAAAUUACGCUCGAUGCCGAACGCGAGCUAUUGCGAUGCCUCGCUGAGAAGGAACCGACCUUCGUGGAAUUCUCGCACUAUCUGUCCGAGUUCCGCACAGCAGCUCAAAACGCUAUUCUCCUGGAUUUCGAUGCCGCCCGCGAAUAUGAUAUUGAAGGGCGCCUGUGGGAUGCGCACCUGAAACUCAACACCCGGUUUCGCAAGAAGCUGUCUCGCCACAAGGAGGAAAAUGUCAAGAAGAAGCCGGUCGAAAAACGGAAGCUAGAGAAGCAUUACUUGGACUUCAUCAAGUCAAGCCAGCGAUUCUACCGCGGAUACAUUCAGCAUCUCUCGUCUCGAUUUGCUGGAAUCCUGGAAUUGGAGAAGGUUGCCUGCAAAUUCAACUUCGAAAAUCUGUCUGCGCAACCCCCGUCCACGGUUACCCCUGACCUGCGCAAGCGCAUUCUCCAAUCCUGUCAUGCAACACUUAUUCGACUGGGCGAUCUCUCUCGUUAUCGGGAAACUGAAUUGGUCAGUAAAGAUCGCAAUUGGGGCCCGGCCAUUGGAUACUAUGAUUUAGCUUCGGUUAUUUACCCUACGUCUGGCGCAUCACACAAUCAACUGGCAGUCAUUGCGCUCGCUGAUGGCAAUCAUUUUCGUGCCACUUACCAUCUCUAUCGGGCCUUGUCCGCCCGGGACCCCCACCCCUCGGCUAAGGGAAAUUUGGAGAUUGAAUUUAGAAAAGUCAUGAACGCAUGGGCUAAGCGGGAGCUAAUCCGUCCAGAGGAUGCGGGUAUUCCAGGUAGAGCUCUGGCUCCUUGGUUUGUCUAUCUGCAUGCGCAAUGUUACAAAGGAAACGACUUCUCUGAACAUGAUGAGUUGGAGAGUGAAGUUAUGAGCCAGUUCGCAGUGGAUAUUCGAGAACAACGAUCACUGGAAGGCACGCUCCAGAAAUAUUGCCUUGUCAAUAUCGCAGCAGAGGAUUUUGCUCGAGCACGAUCCACUGAAGAAUCGGCAAAUGCACGCAUCUUCUUCCAGCGCAUUAAUGUUAAGACAUUUUUCACACUACUGCAAAUUCUACUGGUUGAAUUGGAACGCUUUGCUGUGGAGGAUUCGGACAUUAAGACCACAGACAAUGUCCCAGACAAGGUGACUGUGGUCGCCCGUCGUAUCCUGCCUGCGCUGCGUCAUUACAGCUCCUGGCUUCUCACCACUUGUGACUUUCUUCUUGCACAGAAAGAAGAGAAAGAUUCGGCUUUAUCCAUUCAAAUCCAGGAGUUUUGGAAGAUUUAUGCAGGAACCUUGACUCUUCUUGCGUCUACAUUCGAUGUUGUGCAUCUUCCAGAGAUCGACUAUCUCCUAGAGGAGGAUGAAGAGAGCCUAGGGUUUGCACCCCUAGAUCAAGAAGCCACCAGACGCCGAUACUACGCUGCAGAUGAGCAGCUCAAGCCUCGGGUUAACGACCCCGGUGUCGAAAGAAGCCAUCCCAAUAUGGAAAUGCUAUACCGAAUUCGUGAAUUUGUCAUCGAUGGCCUUGAUAUGGUCGUGAGAAAUAGAAUCCCGGUCGUCCUUGUAGAUGAUGAGGAUAAGAAGACAUUCAUCUAUCAGGAAGAUGGACUGCCUUCUCAAUUCUUCUCCAGCCCCCAUAUCCACCAGGAUACACUCUCCAGCGCUAACAUUGAGCGUGAGGACAUUCCGCCACCGACUCAAGAUUCCAACUCUAUUGCUGAGGGUCGCAGCAUGUUCGGGGGCUCUCAGUCUGCCUCUGCAUCCAUGUCUGCUAAUAUGAACCGUAUCGUGGAGGGUGUUGAGCGCCUCGUUGAGUCUGAUACAUAUGAGAAUGCGCCUGAUGUCCCUGGUCAGUUUGAACCGUUCAUGCCCGACACCGGAGACAUGCCCACGCCAUCCGGUCAUAUCAGGCCUAGCCCUCAUGCUUUCCCCUUCAAUGAGCCAGGUGUACAGUCGCUUGGUACCCCUAUGGCACCUCCUGGGCUAGGUCCACCUAUUCACAAUGCUGAGACUCUUCGCGCGUCGUCGGCUCAGCCAUACACACCAUUGGCAGCUCUGCCCAGCAUUCCCAGCAUCUGGAAUACCUCCUCUCCUGGUUCCUUGAGAGGUGCUGCAUCACCCCGGACUCCACCCGGUCUUGGCCAACAGGCCCCAUUGCAUUCAAUGGCGUCGGUUGGUACCAACGUCUCCGAGCGCUCUCCAUCUCAAGAGCAGAUUUCCAACGAACUACUUCGACAGAGUAUCAUGGGCCAAACCCCACUUACAGAUUCUUACGAGACACCGACUGCCCCCUCGUGGAUGGCACCUUCCAACAUAUCCGCUGCAGGUCACCCUCGUCCUUCCGCAAAUCAAUGGGAGCGAGAGUCCCUCAACCGAAUGACUUUCGGCUCCUACCAGUUCCCCAGCCAAGCCAUGUCGAGCAUGCCAGCUCCAUCAUGGGCCAAUGAAGCCUUCAUCGCCAGCAGUUUUGCAUCCGGUGGAGGCCAGUACCCCCCUGGGCUUGGCCCUCAUCGCAAAACGGCCACCCAGCUCGGUGCAAUCGGGCAGACUCCGCCAUGCGGCCAAGGUGGCUGA
Molecule: messenger RNA, 2589 nt
Organism: Penicillium pulvis
Lineage: Eukaryota; Fungi; Ascomycota; Eurotiomycetes; Eurotiales; Aspergillaceae
Exons: 5
Coding region: 1-2589 (862 amino acids)
Biological process (GO): nuclear-transcribed mRNA catabolic process, nonsense-mediated decay
Cellular component (GO): telomerase holoenzyme complex
Molecular function (GO): telomerase RNA binding; telomeric repeat DNA binding; protein binding
Source: RefSeq, a predicted model, not a curated record